AUGGCGAUUGCAAUCCUGUCCCGCGGAAACUGCGGUCUCUCCAAAUGUAUCACACUUUAUUUGGUGGCCAUGGCGACGUCGGACCUCUCGGUGAUUGUCUUCGAGGUGAUAUUAAACCGGGUUUCCGGUCUUUAUUGGUCACAGUCCUUUCUGUUCUACACUCCCGUGUGCAGAUUGAUUCAAUUCCUGGCUCCCGUCGCCAUAGACUGUUCUGUUUGGUUCACGGUCGCUUUCACCUUUGAUCGCUUUGUUGCCCUUUCUACUCAGAAUCUGAAAAACGAAUAUUGCACCGAGAGAACCGCGGUUGUACUUCUCGUGACGCUGUGUGCGCUCUUCUGUUUAAAGAACCUUCCAUGGCCCUUUGCGUAUGUUGCCAUUGAUGUGUAUAAUGAAGGCAUUUCGAGGGACUGUCGUAUAUCGUCACACUUUUACACUAUGCCCGCAUGGGUGGCAUUUUCCUGGACUGAACAGCUGUUAACCCCAGUGGUUCCAUUCUGUUUGAUUUUGCUCUUUAACAUACUCACGGUCAGACGCAUAUUAUUUGCCAGUCGGAUCCGCAGGAGCCUUCGGGACCUCAGCAGUGUGGUGAAAGAAAAGGACCCUGAAAUGGGGAAACGCAGACAGUCCAUCAUUCUACUCCUCGCAAUAUCGAGUAGCUUUAUCAUGCUCUGGGCCACAACUGUCGCAUAUUUUAUUUACUUUCAAACUACAAAAGCCUUUAGACGCAGAACCUGGAUCAGACCUCUUGCAACAUUUGAAAGAAUUGGGGUGAUGCUUCACCUGCUGAGCUCCUGCACAAAUACAGCCAUUUAUUCCGUGACCCAGAGGAAGUUCAGAAUGCAGCUUCUCCAAGCGCUCAAAUACCUCCUGACUGGACUUUACAAAUCAGUGAAAUAA
Molecule: messenger RNA, 897 nt
Organism: Pristis pectinata (smalltooth sawfish)
Lineage: Eukaryota; Metazoa; Chordata; Chondrichthyes; Rhinopristiformes; Pristidae
Product: probable G-protein coupled receptor 139
Exons: 1
Coding region: 1-897 (298 amino acids)
Biological process (GO): G protein-coupled receptor signaling pathway
Cellular component (GO): membrane
Molecular function (GO): G protein-coupled receptor activity
Source: RefSeq, a predicted model, not a curated record